Grus americana (Whooping crane) is the source of this 1960-nucleotide messenger RNA. RefSeq names its product ER membrane protein complex subunit 8 (gene EMC8). NCBI's taxonomy places the organism in Eukaryota, Metazoa, Chordata, Aves, Gruiformes, Gruidae. Gene Ontology annotation, cellular component: EMC complex. The coding region runs from base 133 to 744 and encodes 203 amino acids. The record is from RefSeq and is a predicted model, not a curated record. The transcript has 5 exons.
CUGUUUGGCGACACUUGGCGGCGGGUGGCCUGAGGGGAGCCGGUGGGACCGGGACCGGGACCGGGACCGGGGUCGGUGUGCGGUGGCGGCAGCGGCAGCGGCGGCGGCCGCGGGGCUGUCUGCCGCGGCAGGAUGAAGCUGACCACGCAGGCCUACUGCAAAAUGGUGCUGCACAGCGCCAAGUACCCGCACUGCGCCGUGAAUGGGCUGCUGGUGGCCGAGCGGCCGUCGGGCGCCCCGCGCCGCGAUCAGGCCGGGCCUCCCUCGCUCUUCGUCGACUGCAUCCCGCUCUUCCACGGCACACUGGCCCUGGCGCCCAUGCUGGAGGUGGCCCUCACCCUGAUUGACUCUUGGUGCAAAGAGAAUAGCUACGUGAUAGCUGGAUAUUACCAGGCAAACGAACGCGUGAAAGAUGCCAGUCCAAACCAGGUUGCGGAAAAGGUGGCCUCCAGAAUCGCAGAGGGCUUUAACGAUACAGCGCUCAUAAUGGUUGAUAACACCAAGUUCACAAUGGAGUGCGUAGAGCCCGCCAUUCACGUGUACGAGCUUCACGAGAACAAGUGGAGGUGCAAGGACCCGCACGUUGAUUUUUGUGAAGAUUGGAGCGAAGCCCAGAGAAUCGCUGCAUCUCUCUUGGACAGCAAGUCCUACGAGACGCUUGUAGAUUUUGAUAAUCACCUGGAUGAUAUCCGGAACGACUGGACAAACCCAGAGAUCAACAAAGCUGUCCUCCACCUGUGUUAGGGGGGUCUCUACUGACUAAUUUACAGGCAUUCCCACUAUGUACUGAAGAGAGAAAAAUGCUAUUUUUGAAUGUAAAUAGAAUAAUAUUCAGUACCUUGUGUGGAAACCCGACUGAUUAAAAAGGAGUGGCAUGUCACAUUGCAAAGAGUGAUGUGUCCGUAAGAUGGUGAAUCUUUUUUGUGAGAUUCCUUGGAAGAACUGCAAACUCUGUUACAGCUGUCCUCGCGGAUGCCUUCCCAGUCAUAGUGAAUGUUGCUGCUCCUUCAAAAUCAGAACCACUUCUGCUUGUCCCUACUGUUUGAAUUACAAAGGUUUGACUAAGCUUUUCUAAUCUUUCAAGAGAUUACUUUUUAACGAUUUAUGGAAAUACUUUUCCAAAAAAAUCAAUCUUGUCCUCAGAUGUGAAAUUUUAAGGUCAAAUACAUAAAACGUAAGGUUAACUGUUUUCUUUUGGCCUGGUUUGGAAAUGUCAUUCUGUCGGCACAGUGCAACGCAAACUGCCAAGGACGAAGUACCGUGCUCGUGUGUCACCUGCUUUGCAGUGGUUUAGCACGACACAGCUACCGAUAACGUGUUAAAGCAGUAUUCCCAAAUUCCACGGGGAUUCCUGCUCUCCGGGGGCGUACAGCCACAGUUAUUGCUUGAAUAGGUUAAACUCAAGGUAAAAACAGAUGUUCACAUAGCGAUUUGAAAAAAGACUGGAAGCGCACUAAUGAGUUUGAGUGAAAGUUCUAAAACAGUUUGAGUCUACAGAAGAAGAGGGGAGUGAAAUGCUAUGUUAAUUUUAUACAGUCUUUUCAGGGGUUUUUAAACAGAUCUGACUUCCAAGUGGCUCAUGUGGUGUCCAUUUAAGUAAAUCUAAAAUGUGUCCCUCCACGUAGACUGAAUCCAGGGGCCCAGAUACACUCUGGUUCAACUUUUGUGGAUCUUUCUAAUUAAUCUUUAUUUCCAAGAAUAAGUUUGCUGGGCGAUGAAGCUUUAUAGCGUCAUUUCCUCUUAUGUUAUUUUAUAUGCGGUUUUUUGUCAGAUCCUUUGUGGAGUUUUUGAUGGAGGAGGGAGGAAGAGGUGGCACGGAUGGAGAGCUUCCUUGGUCGCUUUGGUCAGCCUGUGCUUCGUGCACAUGCCCGAUGUUGGACUAGCGCUGUUCUUCAAAAGUCUGCUGCCUCACUCCUCAUGGAUGUGUGUCAGACUGUAGUUAAACACAGCCUCAAACUGU